GCAACCCUAAACGAAUCCCAAAUCCGCCAUGGUUGACGAUUCAAAGCUUCCGCUGCAAAGCGGCAACAACGCAAACAUCAACGCCUCGACGACCAUAAAAGAGACUUACCAAAAGAAAACCCAAUUAGAGCACAUCCUCCUACGGCCGGACACCUACAUCGGUUCGAUCGAGCAACACACCCAAAAGCUAUGGGUUUACGAGAACGACGAAAUGAUUCACCGCGAAAUCAAAUACGUUCCGGGACUUUACAAGAUCUUCGACGAGAUCUUAGUGAAUGCCGCCGACAACAAGCAGCAGGAUCCGUCUAUGGAUUGCAUUAAAGUGGUCAUCGACGCGGAGCAGAACGUGAUAUCCGUUUACAACAAUGGAGAUGGAGUACCGGUCGAGAUUCAUCAGGAGGAAAAGGUUUAUGUGUCGGAGUUGAUCUUUGGCCACUUGUUAACUAGCAGUAAUUACGACGAUAAUCAUAAGAAGACGACGGGUGGGAGAAAUGGGUAAGGUGCGAAGCUUACCAAUAUAUUU
Molecule: messenger RNA, 523 nt
Organism: Hibiscus syriacus
Lineage: Eukaryota; Viridiplantae; Streptophyta; Magnoliopsida; Malvales; Malvaceae
Product: DNA topoisomerase 2-like
Exons: 1
Coding region: 29-499 (156 amino acids)
Biological process (GO): resolution of meiotic recombination intermediates; sister chromatid segregation
Cellular component (GO): nucleus
Source: RefSeq, a predicted model, not a curated record